AUGGUCAAAGAUGGGGUGUUUACAGGGGGAUUGGAUCCAUUAAAGGUUGAAGCAUGGGUCCUUGGCAUAGAGAAAUUGUUUGAAGUGUUUCCUUGUCUACAAACACAGAAAGUAUUGCUAGCCACCUUUACACUAGAAGAUGAAGUGAGAAGAUGGUGGAUGUUGAUGCAUGAAAGUAAUAAAGAUAUUGGUUGGGCAUGGUUCUUGGAAAUUUUCUAUGAUAAAUACUUUCCACAAUGUGUUCAUGACAAGAAAGUUUCGGAGUUCAUGGAACUUAAGCAAAACAGCAUGACAGUAACCGAGUACGAGGCCAAGUUUACUGAAUUGGCCAGAUUUCCACCACACAUGGUUGAUACCGACUAUAAGAAAGCGAGACACUUUGAAGGAGGUCUUCAAAAAGAUAUCUUAGAAAAGGUGAAUGUACUAAAGCACAUUGAUGUGCUAGAUCAGGCCAUAAUAUCAUAA
Molecule: messenger RNA, 465 nt
Organism: Camellia sinensis
Lineage: Eukaryota; Viridiplantae; Streptophyta; Magnoliopsida; Ericales; Theaceae
Source: RefSeq, a predicted model, not a curated record